GUAGAAGAAGCUAGUAAAAUUUCCAGAAAUGCAUGUGUUUCACCCUGUUCUCUUGUCUUGGCCUUAUUGUACUUAGAAAGAUUAAAAGAUUGUAAUCCAGAAUACCUUCAACAAGUGACAAUUUCUGAGCUUUUUCUUGUUUCCUUGAUGGUGGCUAGUAAAUUUUUAAAUGAUGAAGGAGAAGAUGAUGAAGUCUUUAAUACUGAAUGGGCACAAUCAGGUGAUCUAACUAUAUUGCAAAUAAAUCAAUUAGAAAAAGACUUUCUCAAGGCUAUUGAUUGGACUGUUUUUGUUCAUAAUCAAGAUUUUUGGGAUAGACUACAGAAAUUAGAAAAAGAUAUAGCUUAUAAAGAAGCACAAAAAAGGGGCUGGUUUUCAUAUACAGAAUUAAGUUGCCUAAUGAAUUCGAUGCAAUUAAUAGCAAUAGCUCAUGCUGUGGUAAACAUAUCAACUGUUUGUUUGGCAACAUAUGCUGCAGGGAUAGUUACUCUUUUAGGUUCUGCCUUAGUUGCAAGUUAUCUCCCAGGAACAGUACUUAGUCCAAGGCAAACAACUAAUACAACAGAUCUUAUAAAAACAGAUUUUAAUCCAGUAAUGGAUGUAACAUCGCCUAUUGAAACUUUACCAGAAAAUAUUUUAACAGCAGAUUUUAUACCUACUCCUUUAAGUUGCAAUCAAUCUCAACAAAAUUGUGAACAUAUUAAAAUAAAUCAGACUGCUGAUGUAAAUUGGAGAUGGUGGUUAAAUUCUAUGAUGAUUUGGUUACCACAAUAUUCAAGUUUGGAGUCAAAAAAAAUAUUGUGUACAGUAAAUGAUAAAACUGAAUAUGCUGAUACAUCAAUAGCAACAAAAUUUGUAUUUCAUGUUACUAUAUCAAAUGAACCUUUAAUAUAA
Molecule: messenger RNA, 894 nt
Organism: Eufriesea mexicana
Lineage: Eukaryota; Metazoa; Arthropoda; Insecta; Hymenoptera; Apidae
Product: protein CNPPD1
Exons: 3
Biological process (GO): regulation of cyclin-dependent protein serine/threonine kinase activity
Cellular component (GO): cyclin-dependent protein kinase holoenzyme complex; nucleus
Molecular function (GO): protein kinase binding; cyclin-dependent protein serine/threonine kinase regulator activity
Source: RefSeq, a predicted model, not a curated record